AUGAAUUUGAAAUUCGAUCUAAAUUGGGAUGAAUUUUAUUCGGAACAAAACGAUAGUUACUAUUCAGGAAGCUUUUCAAGCUCCCAUAGUUAUUACAUUGUUGAAAUAACAUCUACACAAAAUUCGAGAUUCAUCGAUUUCUCUAAUUCAGAUGUAUCAAACAUUAAAAUACUUAUCGAAUCAUCAUUAUUCCAUUCAAAUCAUAUAGGUUAUUCCGAAACUUCUAAUUAUUAUGAUGGAUGUGGUGGAAAUCUCUUUAUUUAUUCCAAAGUAGAUUUUGUUCAAAACAAAACAUGUUCUUCUAACUGUUCUUCAAGUAAUUUUGGACAACAUUGCUAUAUAUGGAUUGAUGCAGAAACUGAUCCAUUCAAAAAUUAUAACUAUCUUUCUUCAUAUUCCGAUUUAGGUCAAACAGGAGUUGGAUUUUCACCAAUUUGUCAUAAUAGAGGAGAAGUUAUAAUUCAUAAUACAAACUUAUCAAAUUGUAGAACUAACCAAUAUUGCGGAAUUUUAAUUGAAUUACCACGUUUUCCAGGAAAUAUUUCACAAUCAUCAUUCACAAACAAUUCAGCAACAUCUAAAAAUUGCAUUUAUUUUACUGGAUAUGAAUCAUUUUCAUAUAUCAAAACCAAUUUUUUGAAUAAUUCAGUAUCAGAUCAAUUAUUUUAUACAGUUAAUCAUGAUUUAACUAUAAAAGAAUGCAUCAUUAAAAACAAUUCAGCAAAAAACACAUUUUCUUCGUAUAGUCCUUAUACAAUUCAUAUAAUACACAGUUUCAUUGAAACAAGCGGAUCCACAACUAGUAUAAACACAGAAUUAUCAUCAACACAAGAGUUUGAAAACAUUUUCUCUGUUUAUCUUUCAAGUGAAUGCUGUUGUAAGUAUAUCAAUGCUGAAGAUGGUAAAUUUAACUGUGUUAAAGCUCUCAUUACUCUUUCUAAUUGCAUAUCAAGUUCCAGUUUCGAACAAAGCAUUGCAGAAGCUUUUGCAACCUAA
Messenger RNA from Trichomonas vaginalis G3, 996 nucleotides. RefSeq lists its product as uncharacterized. The transcript has a single exon. The record is from RefSeq and is a predicted model, not a curated record. NCBI's taxonomy places the organism in Eukaryota, Parabasalia, Trichomonadida, Trichomonadidae. Bases 1 to 996 code for a protein of 331 amino acids.